UACCCCGCCAACCGUCGAGCACGAGGGAUACGAAGAGAAAAGAACUCGCGAACUCGCACCCGUGAACGCGCAGCGACACUAAAUCCGCUAGAUUACUAAACCCGUCCCACAGCGAGGGAAGAUGAAUGUUUUUACCGAUUUACUGAAUUUAAACACACGGCAUACGUUUUUACCCUGAAGGAAUUUGUUUAAUCACCCUGUAGGAAGUGACGCCCUUCUCGUCUUUUUUGUCUUUUUUUGUGGAAGAAAGAGCCCCGUGGUGCCGUCGGGCCAGUGGGUCGCCCGGAGUUGGAACAACGACGAGCAGACCGUAACACUUUAAAUUAAAAUAAAGCCUCCUUUACGUGGAUUUUAAACGUUAACAGACGUCUGAGUUAACCUUUAGUUGUUGUUUUAGUGGUCAACAAUGACCCACAAUGUGCGAGAGAGCUCCUCAGUGGACUGGUCAAAACAGUGUCAAAGGCUAAGCUAGGUUUUGGAUCCUGUUAUUGUUUGUUGAGAUUUUUUAUUUUUAUCUAAUGGGACACACGUGUUCUUCCAACGACUUGUGCUGAUCCGACAGUAAAGUUUAUCUCCUUUGAACUUCCUAACCGAAUGGUCCAGGAUGUCGUUUUUUAAUUUUCGUAAAAUAUUUAAAUUGGGAGCAGAGAAGAAGAAGAAACAAUAUGAGCAUGUCCGCAGGGAUGAAAAUCCAGAGGAGAUUUGGGACAUAAUCGGUGAGCUGGGAGACGGAGCCUUUGGAAAAGUGUUCAAGGCUCAGAACAAGCAGACGGGCAUCUUAGCUGCUGCCAAAGUUAUUGACACAAAGACCGAGGAGGAGCUGGAGGAUUACAUGGUGGAGAUUGACAUCCUGGCCUCCUGCGACCACCAAAACAUUGUCAAACUGCUCGACGCUUUCUAUUAUGAGAGCAAACUCUGGAUACUCAUCGAGUUCUGUGCAGGAGGAGCUGUGGAUGCUGUCAUGCUUGAGCUGGAGAGACCCCUGACGGAACCUCAGAUCAGGGUGGUGUGUAGGCAGACUCUACAGGCGCUCGUCUACCUCCACGAAAACAAAAUCAUCCACAGAGACCUGAAGGCCGGCAACAUCCUCCUCACACUGGAUGGUGACGUCAAGCUGGCUGACUUCGGUGUCUCUGCCAAAAACACCAAAACACUGCAGAGGAGAGACUCUUUCAUUGGAACGCCUUACUGGAUGGCUCCUGAGGUGGUGAUGUGCGAGACGUCCAAGGAUCGUCCGUACGACUACAAGGCAGACAUCUGGUCCCUCGGUGUCACAUUGAUCGAGCUGGCGCAGGUCGAGCCACCCAAUCACGAGAUGAACCCCAUGAGAGUUUUGCUGAAAAUAGCCAAGGCCGAUCCUCCAACACUGAUGCAGCCGUCACGCUGGUCUCCAGAGUUUAGUGAUUUCCUAAAGCGGUGCCUGGACAAGAAUGUGGACAACAGAUGGACUGCACCACAACUUCUGCAGCAUUCAUUCGUGUCCACUGUGGCUGACAGUAGGCCACUGCGGGAGCUGAUAGCCGAGGCAAAGGCUGAGGUCACAGAGGAGAUUGAAGAGCACAAAGAAGAAGAAGAGGAGGAAGACACAGACGCACAUCUGGGCCACAAACGCGCCCCAUCAGAUGUCAGUGUUGCCAGCUCGGAGGACGAGAAGAUCCCCCUCUCUCCCUCUAUCUUGGAGUCAGUCCCUGAGAAGGUUGAGCCAAUUCCACCCAUCCCUGCACCCACUGAUCUCCCCGUGGACAACCACCUGGUGGAGACCAGCUUUGUAGAAGAGCCUGCUGCAGAGGUACUUCCAGAGGAGCCUUCGGAUACUCAAGAGAAGGAUGAAGAGGCAGAAAAGAAACCAGUUGAGGAGGAAAAAGUUCCAGAAGCAUCGGCAGAUGUCACCUCACCAGAGCCAGAGACUGAACCAGAGGCACCUGUGAAGGAAAUGCAGCAGCUGGAAAUAGCUGUUGAAGAAGAAAAAGAAGUGGAUACAGCUGAGGAUCCAGAGCAGUCAGUGGUUGCUGUGACUCCUCAGGAGGAGAAAACACCUGUUGUGGAGGAACCAAACACUCCAACAGAGGAGAAGGAGGAGGAGGAGGAAGACCGGUACAAACAUCUAAAAGUGACUUUGACCCUGCCGCAGCAGGAUAAGGAGGUUCUAAAGGAGGAGAAUGGAGAGAAGGCCACAGAAAAGGAUAAAAUAAAUGCUGAGGAGGAGAAGACAGUUCCAGACAAAGCUAAAGAUGACAAAGAGAGAGAUUCAGACUCAGGAAGUGGCUCAGCUGCAGACAACAGCAGUGUAGACCUGAAUCUCUCCAUUUCAAGCUUUCUGUCCAAAACAAAAGAGCCUGGAUCUGUUUCCAUUCAGGACACAAAGCGUCAGAAGAAGACACUGAAAAAGACUCGUAAAUUCAUUGUGGAUGGAGUGGAAGUUAGCGUUACUACAUCAAAGAUCAUUACUGACAAUGACACCAAGAACGAGGAGAUGAGAUUCCUGAGGCGGCAGGAGCUGAGGGAGCUUCGCCUCCUGCAGAAGGAGGAGCAGAGGGCACAGCAGCAGCUCAGCAACAAGCUGCAGCAGCAGAAAGAACAGAUCUACCGACGCUUCGAGCAGGAGACCACGAGUAAGAAGCGUCAGUACGACCAGGAGGUGGAGAACUUGGAGCGGCAGCAGAAGCAAACCAUCGAGAGGCUGGAGCAGGAACACACCAACCGACUCCGAGACGAGGCCAAACGUAUCAAGGCCGAGCAGGACAAAGAGCUGUCAAAGUACCAGAACAUGCUGAAGAACCGCAAGAAGGAGGAACAAGAGUUUCUUCAGAAGCAGCAGCAGGAUCUGGACAGCGCUCUGAAGAAGAUCAUCCAGCAGCACAAACACGAGCUCGCCACCAUCGAGAGAGAUUGUCUCAACCACAAGCAGCAGCUUCUAAGAGCUAGGGAGGCUGCCAUGUGGGAGCUGGAAGAGCGCCACCUGCAGGAAAAACACCAGCUGUUCAAACAGCAGCUCAAAGACCAGUAUUUCAUGCAGAGACAUCAGCUGCUCAAGAGACACGAGAAGGAGAUGGAGCAGAUGCAGCGCUACAACCAGCGUCUCAUUGAGGAGAUGAAGAACAAGCAGACGCAGGAAAGAGCUCGGCUGCCCAAGAUCCAGCGCAGCGAAGCCAAAACCCGCAUGGCCAUGUUCAAGAAGAGCCUCCGCAUUACCGUCGCCACCAUCACCCCCGAGCAGGAGAGGGAGAAGGUCAAACAGUUUGCUGCUCAGGAGGAGAAGCGGCAGAAGAACGAGAGGCUCCAUCAGCACCAGAAACAUGAAAACCAGAUGAGAGACCUGCAGCUGCAGUGUGACGCCAACAUCCGAGAGCUGCAGCAGCUGCAGAACGAGAAGUGCCACCUGCUGAUCGAACACGAGACCCAGAAGCUGAAGGAGCUGGAUGAGGAGCACAGUCUGGAGCUGAAGGAGUGGAGGGAGAAGCUGCGACCCAGGAAGAAGGCGCUGGAGGAGGAGUUCGCCAGGAAGCUGCAGGAACAGGAAGUGUUCUUCAAGAUGAGCGGCGAGUCAGAGUGCCUUAACCCGUCCACCCAGAGCCGCAUCUCCAAGUUCUACCCCAUCCCCAGCGUCCACUCCACCGGCUUCUAGGAGGAGCCGACGAACACAAACACUCCGGUAAAGACGGAUCCUGAGCUGCCUUCUUCCUCCGUCUGCCGUCGGAGGCUUCUCUGUGUCUGGACUCUGCAGCCGAGAGAUUUUCAGGUUCAGCGUUUCACCUCAAAACCACUACAGCGACAUAGUUCUCAUUGUUCCAACCUUCUUUUGGUGAUUCAAGUAUUUUUUAUAAAGAAUCCAGUGCCUGUAGAAUUUGAUGUCUUUGGCUUUUAAAUCCAAGAAAUUUCUGAUUAUUUGCUGCUCGACGUUUCUCUCAUUUAGAUUUUUGCACUAAAUAAAGGACGGCAUUUUUAUACCACUUGAUCUGGUUAAUUUGCAAGCGAUCAUUAAAUAGAAUGUAUUUCUGAUAAAAGAAGACAGUUCUAUUGUCCCUCCUGUUGAAGGAGACCAUGAUACAGUAUAUUUUUCUGAAAUCAGACAUAUCUGUGUGUGUUUUAGGACUUUAGGUUGUGAUACUUUAAAAUAAUCUCCUGCAUGAUUUUAAUGCAACGUUUAGGGACGUUUUCCUGCAGGGUUUUUCUUCAGAAUGCCUUUAGUCUUUAGCACAAGACUCCAGCUGAACAACACAGCAGAUUGGAGGAGGUGUGGAGACAAAGCAACACUGGUGGCACAAAGAAGCAUUUAAAUAACUGUUGUUGUUGUUUUUAUUUUAACAGCUCUGUUUGAUGUUGAUCAAAAUAAUCUCAUGUCGGAACAUUAUUCAGGGAUGAAGGAAGAAUACGACAUCUGUCACUGAUGUCCAAUAACUGGAAAUGAUGUGUUUUAGAGGAGAAUUCUGGUUUAUUCUGGCUGUAUUUAACACUAAUGUGGCUCUACGUGUUACGGUAACUUUACACUAUUCGCCUCCUUCGUAGAGAUGUGUUGAGUUGAUGACUUUCCAAAGCACCUGUUUUUUAUUUUUUUCAUGAAUCAUUUUUUGUUUUCAGUCUGACUGAAAGAAGACACUGAAAGUAGCUCUUGGAACCACAUUGUGCGAACUGUGUUAAAUAUUUCCUCCCAUGGAUACUUCCCAACUGAUUCAUCAACAGCACGUUCAUGUCCGGUCUGUUUCCAUGUGAGUCUGACUUUGACUCAGUUUCAUGGGACAACAGGACGUCCUGAAAGACAACAAUGAAACCUGCUGAUAACCGACUGAGAAAAUCUCCACAAACUCCAGAAUUACCUUAAACUUCACUACAAGCCUGUCCAAGAUCACUCCAGAAUUUGUCAAAAAUGGCUUAAAACUGUCCAAAAUUAUUCAAAAUGUGUCCAAAAGACUUGAAACUUGUCCAAAAUGUUCAAAACUGUCCACAAUGACUGAUUUUUUUUUUUUCCGGAAUAACUCGAGAAAAUUUGUAUGAAAAAUGAUUCAUGGAAGAAUCAUCUGCAGGAAGCUAAACUGACACCCGGCUAAAUGUUGUUUCCAUGAAUUCCUACUAAAGCUGAAAAGUGCCGAUGACACAUUAAUUUAAAAAAAAUAAGCCAGGUUUAAAUAAACCAGAAUUCUUUUUUAAAGCCUGAUUAAUGUAAAAUUUACCCUUUAAACAAAUUUACACCAGAUGAUGAUGCUGCAUCCGUUGUGUUUUGCCACCAGAUGCAUUGUGGUUCUAUUCAAACAAUAAUAGUGUUUUCCUGCUAGCUAAUAGCCUUAAUACUUCAGAAAUGAUAUUCUGUGCAACUGUUCUGCCUUUAAACAGUUCCAGGUUUUAUGAAGCGUAUUAUUACUCAGCAGAUGUUACAGAUGUUCUGUAUUCAAAGAACACAACAUGAACUUUUUGCAGUUUUUUUUAUUCAGGCUGAUUUCUUAUGAAUGACACACAAAAAAAAAGCAACAAAUGGACCUGACUGGUUUGGGCCAUCGUGACCUGUGAUUGGUUCAUUUUAUCAUCUCGUUGUCUCUGAUUGGCUGAUAGUUAAAUGUAUUUAAUAAAUGACUGAGCAGAGAAGGAGUGCUGUGCACUUUUUUACUGAAAACCUCCUCAGUAGCUAUUUAUACAGAAGCUUCACUGAAGGUUUAUUAAAGGUAGAUUUACAAAUCAGUCCUGGUUCUUAAUUUCUGAAUGUUGACAAAAACAAAACAACAAAAAAAAAAACAUAUCGAAAUCAUUAUGCAUUUUUUAAAUACAUGUAUAGUUUCUAGAUGCCUGUGUAAUGUUGAUUUUCAUUUUGCUGUAAAUAAACUAUUUCAUCUCUG
Messenger RNA from Amphiprion ocellaris (clown anemonefish), 5825 nucleotides. RefSeq names its product STE20-like kinase b (gene slkb). Gene Ontology annotation, biological process: protein phosphorylation. Gene Ontology annotation, molecular function: protein serine/threonine kinase activity; protein binding; ATP binding. The transcript is spliced from 18 exons. Lineage: Eukaryota; Metazoa; Chordata; Actinopteri; Pomacentridae. Bases 605 to 3625 code for a protein of 1006 amino acids. The record is from RefSeq and is a predicted model, not a curated record.